UCUCUCUCCUCUCUUCCCUUCCACCGGCGAGCUAGCGCCCGUUGAACGAGUCGCACAUUCUCCACUUCAAUGGAGGCGCAGCCCAAAGAUCGGGCACGGGACAGUCGAAAUCAACACCGCGGAGACGACGCAAGCCCUCCUCGGCGGACCGUUUGCCUAAAACAUGAUCAGAGCCACUUCCACCAGCGCCAGCAUCAGGAAACGAACGCGAAGAAAACAGGCAACAAAAAAGUAAGCACUGGCGAAGAGGAGGUGGAAAAGAGCACACAUUUGUUUGCUGCCGUUGGUAUGCUGCAUCCUCCCAACAGCAAUGGAAACAGACACACAAGUAACAUACACGUGAAGCAGAAGCCGACGCAACGGUUGUAUUCGACGUCUCCAAAAGCGAGCAUCAAAGGAGCAGACUACAAAAAGACCAUGGACCUUAAAAAUGAUAAGACUGUUGACUUGAAUUCUCACGAAGAUAAGAAAGACUCUGUGUUGCUGCAAAAUGGCAUCGUGCACUGCGGCGUGAUUAUAAACGGCUACUCGUGCAAGGACAAUGAUGGCAGCGGAUCCGAGGGUGGAUAUACCACGCCGAAGAAACGCAAGGCCAGAUGUAACAACAUGAAGAACACUGACAAUGCAACGAGAGAAAAUGACACUCAGCAGAAAAUCACUCCACCGGAGCCCGUGGCGACCGAGAAAGGAGGCCUUUCUAGACUUGACUGCUUGAAAGCCACACAUAAAGGGGAGACUCAGUCAGCGCCAAGACGGACUGAAGCCUCUGAGGACUCGGCGGGGGAACAACCUCAGAGGAAGAACUCCGAUGGGAAAGCCGUCGGUAAAAAGACUGAGGAGCGGCACAAAGCCAAGGUUUGCUCACCUUCGAAAGAGGACCCGUGGACUUUGUUCAAACCUCCGCCAGUGUUUCCUGUGGACAAUAGCAGUGCUAAAAUAGUUCCCAAGAUCAGUUAUGCAAGUAAAGUCAAAGAGAACCUCAACAAAGUCGUAGCUCAAAGUGGAGCAGAAGCUCCGCCUCCUCCUGUGAGACUGUCGCAGGUGCCCAUGUCUGCUAUGAAAACCAUCACGUCAGCUAGCUUUACUAACGGCCCCGUUUCGGCUAGUGGAAACGGCUGUCCAUCAACGGGCACCUUCUUUACUUCCGCCGCUCCGGGAAGCGGCAACAAUGUAGCAUCUCCUUUUGAAAGUAACUGUAGCUCUGCAAACAGCCCCAUUGAGGGCGAGGCGUACGAACUGAGAAAGUGUUCCCUCUUAAUUUACCCUUUAAAUAUGCAACCCGCGCUUCCCAGCGCCCGCCACCUCAACCCGCCGGCUGCUCAGACAAAUCAGAAAGCCUUGGGUGAGAUCUUCCACAAUAAAUGGGGCCUUUCGUUUAUUAAUGAGCCCAACUUGGGGCCAGAAGGGGGAAGUGAGCCGAUGCCGUCGGAGAACAACCCAUCCGUGGGCCAGUGCCAGACGAAAGCUGGGCAGCCGUGCUUUGAGGAAGGCCCUUUCUUCUUGGAGCCUGGCACUUUGGCUCAAGAUGCAGUGAAAAGGACUUUAAUUAUUUCGCCAGCUUGUUCUCAUCUUUGCGUCCCGGCCGAGCAGGAGAAGGGGGGAAAGACUGGCGUAGAUGCUCCCCGUAAGGACAAUGGUGCUAAGCCUGUGCAGGGACACGCAACCCCAGUGUUGUUUGGCAAGUCGAAAGAACAGGCCUCGUCUAAAGAUGUCUGCAGAAGGCGGAGCUGGGGGUCCUUCGACGUCAAAGCUGCUGUCACUUAUCACACUAAAGAAAUGGAAUACGUUUUCAGCUUGCAAAAACAAUAUCCAAAUCGAGUAUUGGUUUAUACUGAGACCAAGGAUGGACCCGAUCAGUGAUGUAGACGUCCGCAGUGCUCGCCUCCGUCUCUUCUGGGUGCUGUGGGUACCCUCCUUGGAAAUUCUACAUGGUGUUGGAGUGGAGGGAACUGUGAAAAGGAAAAAAAACAAAAAAAAACAACACUUGCUCGUUUUAGCACGGCAACGACUUCUUUGAGUGUGUCGGACUCGUACACGGACGAAGACGAUCGAGUGGUGCCUCUACAAAGAGCGGACGGGCUGUGACCGAUAAUGGCCGCGAAGAGGUGAUGUCAUUAACGAACUGCGUCUCCUAAAGCCUUUAUAACUAUGGGCUGUGGCGGCCAGCCCUCCAAACUGCAUAAAUGCCACCAACGCUUUCAACUUGAGUCGGACGUAAACAGCCAAUGACUGGUGAAGACUUUUUGAAACCAAUGCCAGUGUAGUCAGACUGUAUACGUUGGUAAAUAGAAGGGCCGGAAUCUUUGUCUUAAAAAUCUGCAGGGCAACCCGUAACCCCCCCUGUGACCCCGUCGUUGGCGCUUUCCAGGCGUGCUACAGGUGGUAACGACUUCUCAACCAAAAUGCCGGGUUUUCUCGUCGGGUUCGGUUCAGAUGUUUUGGACUUCCAUGAUUCAAUAACACUCGAUUUGUUUUUUGUUGGUGUCGAUGGCGGGGUGAGGUGAAGUAACAUCGCGCGUCGCAGUCUCGAAGCUUAACUCGCCUGACUCUGCCUUUUUAUUUGUCUGUCCUGCAUGUUUACUGGUGGAAUUCGUCUAUAAGGUUUGUGAUGACGCCUUUGAAAUGUGAAGAAGGUUCGUGGGUCAGGUUUUAAUGUCGUUAACGUUGUCGCAAGAUGGCCGGCGAGGGGUCAUCCACGGACGUUGUUCACUUUUGCUGAUGUGUUGAAAGCUGUACUUAAGUCUAGGAAGCCCAAAUUUGCCCGCCGUGAUGUCACUUUCAAAUCAGUAUUGAUGUAUUGAACACAACUUAAGGACCUUUGAGGUUUUGAAACGCUAGGAUUUGGUUGACGUAUGGAUUGCUAGCACUUUAUGUAAACUAAUUGCGUUAACGUUUUUAGUUCCUAGAGCUCUAUUGACACAACUCCUCCCUAAAAGAAUGACUGUGGGCUGUUACUUCUCAGAACAAACAAUUAUUCAAUGUAACUCAGGUAGCGUUGAUAAAGCCAUGACUAUGUUCACUUUUUUUUUUUUUUUGCCAAAAGACCACCUGUUGUGAUGCCCUCUAAUUUGAAAAUAUCAAAUUGGAAUCUAUUUAGGAGAUGAUUCAUGACAUUCCGGAAGAGGAUUUCACUAAACACCUAUUUGUUUGGAGUGAAAGCCCUUCUCGUGUCAGGAGUCAUGCUGGGACUACAUUUAGAAAACUUUGCAACUUUUCUAAAUGGAUGCCAGCCUGUAAGCCUUCAUUAGCACCUUGACGAUUCUUGAUUUCUCGGGCUAGCAUCGACUGGCUCACCGCAAUCUGGCUCCCCCCCAUGUUCUCAAGUAUUCUUCUUGCUGCUGUGGCCUGAUUAGGCCUCACCGUAGAGGCACACGGCCCCUAACACCCGCCCCCCCCCUUCCCUUUUCCAAGUCAACUUGACAUUUUACUUUUCAAUGACGUUGAAAAACGAUUUUGUUAUGGCUUCUGCUGAGCAUCGGAAUGCUUUGCGUGUGUGUGCGAAACGAAUGGUCAAGCCACGAAAAGAAAGAAAAAAAGUUUCUGCAAGGAAAUGGCAGGUUUUCGAACAAAUCUCUUCAUUGUAUAAGGUGACACUAUCAGGUCGUCUUUGGGCAUAUUUAGGCUUCUGCGUCUCAAAACAGGGUGAUUAAGAAUGAGCUAAUUAUUUUCGGAUUGUUUUGCAAUGAUUUUGUUUCUUUAGAAAAUAAUGAACUAGAUACGAUACUCAUUGCCCAAGCACUUAAAUGAGAAAAAAAAAGAAAGAAAAACAGGCUUCUUGUGUCAAACUUCCAUUGAGCGAUUGCAGCCUGCAAACCAAAAACAGCUUCUUGAAGCAGCGUGUGAUGUGCGUGCGUGCGAGUGUGUGGAGUCAGGCCUGAUCAUGUGGAGUUGAACCCUCCACUUCUCAGAAUGUGCAAUCACAUUAAGGAUGCCGGUGCAGGCUUCCACAUCACCGCAGACAACUUGAGCCUCUCAAUUUUUAGCACCUAGUCAGUUGUUCGUUAUUGUUAUUAUAUGCAAUUUCCUCAUAUUUCAUAUAACUGCACGCCCUGUUUCAUGUUCAGGUGCCUGAGUGAAAAACCUUUUACAGCAAUUUUGAUUGUUUUAAAAAAAAAAAAAGUUCUCCCAGCUUAUAUCGUGCCAUUUUUUUUCCUGCUCCCCUGCCCCCAGUUUUGCGAUGCUGAAAUUCUUCCUUGUGACAUGGACGCAGCUAAAAGCAAUGAAUAUUUUUUGUUUUUUUUAGAUUUUAAAAGGAAAAGGCUUUUUUGGGUUGUGUGAGAGCAGAAAGGCCAAAAUCAGCCAAUGAAAAAGAUGUUGGAAGUAGCACAUGGUUAAUCUUAAUAAAUUAAUAUUAUUAUUAUAACAUGGUUUUUUUUUUCUUCAAAAUUCUGAACUAACUUAUCCAUAGAUGCACAAAUAGGAUGAGAUUUAAAAGGAAUAUAUGGCAUUGAAAGUCAGGAUUUUAUUUUAUUAUGCAUUUCACAUUGUUUAGUUGCUUAUUUAAGUCUGAUGUGAAGUUUUUCCAUCGGUAGCAAUGUUAAUAUUUGACGUCACUCACAAAAUAUAUCUGAUAUCUUAAUUUGGGAUGAUAGAAAUCCACUGCAUUAUGUAGAAUUACUUUUUUUUUUUUCCAAAUUUGACCAUACUUCGUAAUGUUUUUUUUUUUUUUUUUUUUUCCCUUGAGU
Molecule: messenger RNA, 4685 nt
Organism: Syngnathus acus (greater pipefish)
Lineage: Eukaryota; Metazoa; Chordata; Actinopteri; Syngnathiformes; Syngnathidae
Gene: nufip2
Product: nuclear FMR1 interacting protein 2
Exons: 4
Coding region: 70-1860 (596 amino acids)
Cellular component (GO): nucleoplasm; cytoplasmic stress granule
Molecular function (GO): RNA binding
Source: RefSeq, a predicted model, not a curated record